Molecule: messenger RNA, 2505 nt
Organism: Paramormyrops kingsleyae
Lineage: Eukaryota; Metazoa; Chordata; Actinopteri; Osteoglossiformes; Mormyridae
Source: RefSeq, a predicted model, not a curated record
AUGUCGAAACGGGUCCGGAACAGCGAGGUCUGCGCCGACUGCAGCGGUCCGGGCUCGGCCCUCCGGGAACGUUUCCGUGGGGGGCACCGGCGACCCCAGCGGCGCACGGCUGUCGAGCAGCCGUCAGCUGUGCGAGGGGUCAAUGUACGGGGUGCUAAACAUGGGACAGCCCUUCAGAGGCUGUCAGAGGAGGCUCACAGCAGAACGUCUCUGCCCUUGCAGAGCGUGGACUCAGACCUGUCGGACGGGCCCAUCACAGUGCAGGAGUUCCUGGAGGUGAAGAACGCUCUGUCAGCCUCAGAGGCCAAGAUUAAGCAGCUGAUGAAGGUGAACAGCAGCCUGAGCGAGGAGCUGCGGCUCAUGCAGAAAAAGCUUCAGUCACUGCAAAGCGAGAACACGUCUCUAAGGCGGCAGGUCACAGCCAAUACGUAUCAGGCCCCCCCCGGUGGUUCUGAGCAGCCCGACCCCGCCGGCCCCGCAGGCCCGAAACGCUGCCCAACCGUGCGCGGCAGCCGGCCCAUGUCUAUGUAUGAGACCGGCUCGGGUCUGAAGCCCUAUCUCCCCAAGGGAGAAGCCCCCUACCCAGAAGAGAGUGUUUCCACUCCGCAGCCCCUCCCACCUCAUAUCGGGAGGGGUGCUUUUGUCACCUCCUCAUCCCUCCCCUCGUUUCCCUCCACCCUCUCCUGGUCACGGGACGAGACCACACAAAGGACCUCCGAGCUGGAGAAGCAGAGCAGCAUGCCGGACAGUGACUAUGACAACACGGCCAACAAUGUGGAGCCAGAAGAUUCGGGGCUCAUUCGGAGAGGCAAACUAAGGAGCGCCGAGCCGGACGACGAGCAGGUGGAGCCGGACCCCACCCUGCCCAGCACCGAAGACGUCAUCCGCAAGACGGAGCAGAUCACAAAGAACAUCCAGGAGCUGCUGCGGGCCGCCCAGGAGAACAAGCACGAGAGCUUCAUACCGUGCUCAGAAAGAAUACAUGUGGCUGUGACGGAAAUGGCUGCCCUCUUCCCCAAGAGGCCGCGCUCGGAGACGGUGCGGGGCUCCCUGCGCCUGCUCACCUCCAGCGCCUUCCGGCUGCAGUGCGAGUGCAAGGCAGCAGCGGUGCCAGAGGGGGGGACGAUGCCCGACACACAGCUGGUCACCCAGCAGGUCAUCCAGUGCGCCUACGACAUCGCUAAGGCUGCCAAGCAGCUGGUCACCAUCACCACCAAAGAGAACAGCAUCUAAGCACUGCCUGUCAGCCUUCCCUUUACUAUUUAACAGUUGGAGCCAUUAACUUUGUUUUUUUUUCUCCCUAUCAGUAUUAUUAAUAUUUGCAUGUUUUUUUUUUUUUUUUUAAUUUAAAGAACAAAGAUCAAGGUUCCCAGCUACUAUAAACAAACACCAGAUCCUGUCGUAUGCUGGUUUGAAGUGGUAGAUGGAGUUCGGUGUUGUCAGGAAUUGUAGAGAUGCAGUGUUACUUUUGUUUUGAUACAAUGCAUUACAGGUUGCGACAGCAAACCACCACUGUGGAUUACAUAUUCAGUAGCAUUUCUUUACAAAGACCGGAAUAGCAGCUACCGUUUCCCCCCCCCCCGCUCUCCCUGUCUGGUUGUCCACUGGUACAUGUGGGUUUAAUGUGGUUUCUUUCAGUUUACCUAGAGUCAGACUCAUUUUAUCAGCUCAAACAGCACAAGGGUGCCACAGGAGAGAAUGAUCAGAACUUAAGGAAACCAUAGCCCAGCAAUUUACAUACAUUGGCUCAAAUACCUCACCUGUUGCGUGUAAAUGAUCACCUGCUUACACAAAAACAUUGAAAAGCAGACCUCAUCCUGAAAGGUCUGUGUCCAUUUUGUUCAGAUCAGUCCAACCGAUAGAUGAGGUGCUCAGUAAAACUGGGAGAUUUUAACUGAACAUUCUGAGCCUCAGACUGAUUCUACUUUUUAAAUGUCAGCGCUCACUCUUGCUUCUCUCAUUCCAAAAUACUUUGCUUGUGCAGCAGGAUGUUAGUCUUUUAACAGAAUAUCCACCAGCAAUGGGAUGGACUUGCACACGGUUCAGCCUUCUGCCUUUACAGACAGAGGAGCACUUGACGUGGCGUUUGUUUGUACGUUAAUCCUCCGUGCCGUAUGUUGUGUGUGUCGUCCCUCAAGCUGCUGGGUUUAACUUGUGCAUCUAAAGCCGUGCGAUUGUAGCGUUUCUCUACCAGAGAAGUCCAUCUUUCUGUGUCUCACACCUUGGUGUUAUACUUGAAACCCACGAUCCAGGAAGUGUCUGCCUGCCCCCUCCCCCCCCCCCUUGGGGGUGGGUCCUGCACACAGGUGUGUUAGUCGUGUAGUGCUCACGGCUGUGGUGGGAAACUUGCCUUUUAUUUUUUAAUAAACUAUUUAUAACCUUAACCUCAGACAUUUUGUUUUUGACCUUUUACUGUACAAAUGUGUUGUAAAAUUAGCUUUCCUGUACUAUAUUUGUCUGAAGUAUACUGUAAACCAGGCUUCAAAUAAAACAUCUAUGAGACAA